UGUUUUUUGAAGUCUCUCCGAGAUCUCGCGAUUCUCCGAGACGUGAGAGGCAUCAGAGUGAUCGAACUAAGCUGAUAAAUACAUUUAUUAAUCGAUUAAUAAGCCAAAAAGAGCCAGACCGGAGUACAAAGAGGUUACACGAUGUCUGAUAGCGAUGACAGCGACUUCUCCGACAACCAGAGUGAGCGCAGCAGCGACGGAGAGGCCGAGGAGGUGGAGAAUGAGGAGGAGGCAGCCAGCCCCGUAGGCAGCGACAAGGUAGCAGAGGAGGAGGGAGAGGACCUGGAGGAUGAGGAGGAGUAUGAUGAAGAGGAGGAAGAGGAUGAUGAUGAACGUCCCAGAAAGAAGCCAAGACACGGGGGCUUUAUCCUGGAUGAAGCCGAUGUGGAUGAUGAGUAUGAGGACGAGGAGGAUCAGUGGGAGGAGGGAGCUGAAGAUAUUCUGGAGAAAGUUAACGAGGAGGCUGAGGUGUCGAACAUCGACCAUGUGGUUCUGGAUGAAGAUCACUCUGGAUCCAGGAGGCUGCAGAACCUCUGGAGAGACUCCAGAGAGGAAGCUUUGGGUGAAUACUACAUGAGGAAGUAUGCCAAGUCAUCUGGAGGGGAGCAUUUCUCUGGAGGGUCCGAGGAGCUCUCUGAUGACAUCACUCAGCAGCAGCUACUUCCUGGAGUCAAGGAUCCCAAUCUGUGGACGGUCAAGUGUAAGAUCGGAGAGGAGAGGGCGACGGCCAUCGCAUUGAUGAGGAAAUUCAUCGCCUACCAGUUCACAGACACGCCUCUGCAGAUCAAGUCCGUGGUUGCCCCGGAUCACGUCAAAGGUUACAUCUACGUGGAGUCGUACAAACAGACGCACGUCAAGUCGGCCAUCGAAGGCAUCGGGAACCUGAGGAUGGGUCUGUGGAACCAGCAGAUGGUCCCAAUCAAAGAGAUGACGGACGUCCUCAAGGUCGUCAAAGAGGUCACCAACCUGAAGCCCAAGUCCUGGGUCCGACUGAAGAGAGGCUUGUACAAAGACGACAUCGCUCAGGUGGACUACGUGGAGCCGAGUCAGAACACCAUCUCCCUGAAGAUGAUCCCUCGCAUAGACCUGGACCGCAUCAAGGCCAAGAUGAGCCUGAAAGACUGGUUCGCUAAGAGGAAGAAGUUUAAGAGACCCUCUCAGAGGCUGUUUGAUGCUGAAAAGAUCAGGUCCCUCGGUGGGGAGGUCAGCCACGACGGAGACUUCAUGAUCUUUGAGGGGAACCGUUACAGCCGCAAGGGAUUCCUGUUCAAGAGCUUUGCCAUGUCGGCUGUGAUCACAGACGGAGUGAAGCCCACUCUGUCCGAGCUGGAGAAGUUUGAAGACCAGCCUGAAGGAAUCGACCUGGAGGUGGUCACUGAGUCAGGUAAGGAGCGUGAACACAACCUGCAGGCCGGAGACAACGUGGAGGUGUGUGAGGGAGAGUUGAUCAACCUGCAGGGAAAAAUCCUCAGUGUGGACGGAAACAAGAUCACCAUCAUGCCCAAACACGAAGACCUGAAGGACCCUCUGGAGUUCCCGGCUCACGAGUUGAGAAAAUACUUCCGCAUGGGCGACCACGUGAAGGUGAUCGCCGGGCGCUACGAGGGAGACACGGGCCUCAUCGUCAGAGUGGAGGAGAACUUUGUCAUCCUGUUCUCCGACCUCACAAUGCACGAGUUGAAGGUGUUGCCCAGAGACCUGCAGCUCUGCUCGGAGACAGCGUCCGGCGUCGACGCAGGAGGGCAGCAUGAGUGGGGGGAGCUGGUCCAGCUGGACCCCCAGACUGUGGGAGUCAUCGUCAGACUGGAGAGGGAGACGUUUCAGGUGCUCAACAUGCACGGGAAGGUUAUGACGGUUCGGCACCAGGCGGUGAACCGCAGGAAGGACAACCGCUUCGCUGUGGCGCUGGACUCAGAGCAGAACAACAUCCACGUCAAGGACAUCGUCAAGGUCAUCGACGGGCCGCACUCUGGCCGUGAAGGUGAGAUCCGUCACCUGUUCCGAGGCUUCGCCUUCCUGCACUGUAAGAAGCUGGUGGAGAACGGAGGCAUGUUCGUGUGUAAGACGAGGCACCUGGUGUUAGCUGGAGGAUCCAAG
This is a messenger RNA of Labrus bergylta (ballan wrasse), 2097 nucleotides long. The record is from RefSeq and is a predicted model, not a curated record. NCBI's taxonomy places the organism in Eukaryota, Metazoa, Chordata, Actinopteri, Labriformes, Labridae.